UUUACAAUAGUUCCUUAUUGAUAAAAUAUGUUAUUUAUGCUAAAGCUUCAUAGCUUGAUCAAAAAGUCUAAGAAUAGAUACAUCGAGAAGUUAAAUUCAGGUCAAAGGUGAGUAUACCCGGCGAGGUCAUCGACCUAUAAGACACAAAAUGGCGGCGUCAGUGCUGUUUCCAGCGAGUGCGAGACUUCUCUCCGGUCUGCGCCACUUCAGCAGAGUUUCCCGGGCCGCGACUACCUCCUUAUGUCGUCCUCAGAACCACAGCUUAUCGACAACAGCCAGACAUUUCAGCCAACCGACGCCGCGGACCGAAAAAGCCAAGGUGACGGUGAAUUACGUCAUGCGUGACGGCAGCACAGUGCCAGUCCGGACUAAGGUCGGAGAAAACCUCCUGGACAUUGCCAUAGAAAACGACUUGGACAUUGAUGGCUUUGGUGCGUGUGAGGGGACGCUAGCCUGCUCCACUUGUCACCUGAUCUUUGAGCAGCCCAUCUACGACCAGCUGGAGGAGCCGACAGACGAGGAACUGGACAUGUUGGACCUGGCCUUUGGACUAACAGACACUUCCCGUCUCGGCUGCCAGGUGUGUGUCACGAAGGCCUUGGAUGGACUGACGGUCAAGGUGCCGGAAGGUGUUGCAGAUGCCAGGGAUGUGUAACAUCUUCAAGAAUGCAGCCUUCAGUUCUUGAAGGAUGCAACCACAACUCUCAAGGAUUCUUCUGUGGCAUUAUCACUCUCUGGCAAUGACUAUUCAGUAGUCUUACAAGAGAUAUACUCUAGGUGAUUUUAGUUUUAAAAAGGUAAGCAUCAUAAGUACACAUAGUGGUCCCUGUUUGUUAAUGGCAUAUUGUGUGUUUAUUGUUUCUAUAUGGUAUAACUUUGUAGGAUUAUGACUAUUUCCUGUAGCCUGGUAAAGGUGAAGGUACAUGUGAACAUUGUUCCAUGGGGAGCUACAAGGUUCUUGCCUUUGCUCAGCACUUUGACCUUUUGGAGUCAAGUUAAUGCCUGAUAAACACAGAAAGAAACCUGCAGGAUGUUGUAUUUUAGUCAGUCCACUACUGGCAACGUACAAAGAUUUUUUUGAGCAGAUGGAUAUUUUUAGAAUAGAUUGUGAAAGUCAUUUUUUGGUGAAAGAUUAACUCAGUUAUUUAGAUAGAGGAAGAUAAUGAGGACACUAAUAUUGGAGAUCAAAUGUGAAAUAUGACGUUUUCAAUACAAUAUGAAUCAAGAUGAGAAUGUUUUUGCUUGACAUUCUAUGUAACAAGUGUCAAAUCUUCAUCAAGCUAACUGUUCUAGUUGUAAGAGGCCAGUAGUGUAACAUUAUCUUUCUGUGAAUUUCCACAGGGAAGACAACAGGAAUGAAAUCAACAAUUACAGUCAAAGAACUCAGAGUUCAGAAUGUUCAAUUGUACAAAAAAAAUGUGCAUACAAUAUUCCAUGCCAUUUUGUAGAAGUUCUACAUAACACAUGUACUAGCAGGAUAGACCAAUGAAAUUCCACAUAAUGAAAAUACAUUGUAGGCUCUUUUUUUCUGUUUUUAAUUUUACAGAUGUCACAGAAUGGGUAAAACAUUCAUUAAGCAGCUACUUACAAUAAUUACUUACGGCUACUUCCUGUCCAGUAGUGUUGGGUAACCUGUUAGUUUAAACCCCAUCACGCCUUGCCUUUUCCCUAUGUAGAGCAUGUAGCUUUAUAGUGCGUCAUUGAUCAUUAUUUGCAGUCUUCUUUGCCUUGUCCUUACUGACUUCUUGUAGCAUUAGAAAACCAUGUUGAAAACGGCAUCAGCACUCUCCACUAAAAAAGCAUGGAUGCUCCAAUAUGUCUAUUUUGAAGGAUGCUAUGUUGUCCAUAGUUUAAGGUUUCAUGCAUGCAGUAGAGAAGUAUUGAGAUAUGUUUAAUUUCAACGUAAUAUUUUGGUUUUAAAAGUGUGGCGAAAAACAGUGUUUUGAUGUAGGAGGCAGGACUAGGGUAUAUAUAUGAUAGCUGUUUGGAUAUACCUGUAUAUUCUAUAUAUAUUUGACAUGUGGUAUGGACUAUAGAAUUUGAUCGUUCAGUAAUCAGUGAUGAAAUAAAACUGUCAUAUAUUUACAAAUACAAA
Molecule: messenger RNA, 2095 nt
Organism: Branchiostoma floridae (Florida lancelet)
Lineage: Eukaryota; Metazoa; Chordata; Leptocardii; Amphioxiformes; Branchiostomatidae
Product: adrenodoxin-like
Exons: 4
Coding region: 149-655 (168 amino acids)
Biological process (GO): P450-containing electron transport chain; positive regulation of oxidoreductase activity
Cellular component (GO): mitochondrion
Molecular function (GO): 2 iron, 2 sulfur cluster binding
Source: RefSeq, a predicted model, not a curated record